Messenger RNA from Colius striatus (speckled mousebird), 1659 nucleotides. It is a transcript of the gene MPP2, whose product is annotated as MAGUK p55 scaffold protein 2. Gene Ontology annotation, cellular component: plasma membrane; cell-cell junction. The record is from RefSeq and is a predicted model, not a curated record. Gene Ontology annotation, molecular function: protein binding. The coding region runs from base 1 to 1659 and encodes 552 amino acids. NCBI's taxonomy places the organism in Eukaryota, Metazoa, Chordata, Aves, Coliiformes, Coliidae. The transcript has 12 exons.
AUGCCGGCAGCCGCCCCCAGCUCCGCCACGGCCAUGCAACAGGUCCUGGACAACCUCAUGGGGCUCCCUGGUGCUCCAGGGGCUGCUGACCUUGACCUCAUCUUCCUCCGUGGCAUCAUGGAGAGCCCAAUCGUGAGGUCCUUGGCCAAGGCCCACGAGCGGCUGGAGGAGCGGAAGCUGGAGGCAGUGAGGGACAACAACCUGGAGCUGGUGCAGGAGAUCCUGCGUGACAUCGGGCACCUGGCACGGCGGGACGGGGCGGCAGCCGAGCUGACCCGCAUCCUGCGUGAGCCCCACUUCCAGUCCCUGCUGGAGACCCACGACUCGGUGGCCUCCAAGAGCUAUGAGACACCCCCACCCAGCCCUGGCCUGGACCCAGCUUUCAACAGCCAGCCUGUGCCCCCUGAUGCUGUGCGCAUGGUGGGCAUCCGCAAGGCAGCUGGCGAGAACCUGGGGGUGACGUUCCGGGUGGAGCGGGGGGAGCUGGUGAUCGCCCGCAUCCUGCACGGGGGGAUGGUGGCGCAGCAGGGGCUGCUGCACGUGGGAGACGUCAUCCGGGAGGUGAAUGGGCAGGAGGUGGGCAGCGACCCGCGGGCGCUGCAGGACAGCCUGCGCCACGCCAGCGGCAGCGUCGUCCUCAAGAUCCUGCCCAGCUACCAGGAGCCUCACCCGCCGCGCCAGGUCUUUGUCAAGUGCCACUUCGACUACGACCCAGCCACCGACAGCCUCAUCCCCUGCAAGGAAGCUGGUCUCAAGUUCGCUGCUGGUGACCUGCUGCAGAUCGUCAACCAGGACGACCCCAACUGGUGGCAGGCGUGCCACGUGGAGGGGGGCAGCGCGGGGCUGGUGCCCAGCCAGCUGCUGGAGGAGAAGCGCAAGGCCUUCGUCAAGCGGGAUGCAGAGGUGGCCCCUGGCUCCGGAGCCCUGUGUGGCAGCCUCAGUGGGAAGAGGAAGAAGAGGAUGAUGUACCUGACAACGAAGAAUGCUGAGUUUGACCGCCACGAGCUGCUGAUCUAUGAAGAGGUGGCACGCAUGCCCCCUUUCCGCCGGAAAACCCUGGUGCUCAUCGGCGCCCAGGGCGUGGGGCGACGCAGCCUCAAGAACAAGCUCAUCAUGUCGGACCAGGCGCGCUAUGGCACCACCAUCCCCUACACGUCACGGAAGCCGAAGGAGAGCGAGAAAGACGGGCACGGGUACCGCUUCGUGUCGCGGGCUGAGAUGGAGGCGGACGUCAAGGCAGGGCGGUACCUGGAGCACGGCGAGUACGAGGGCAACCUCUACGGCACCAAGAUCGACUCCAUCCGCGCCGUGGUGGAGGCUGGCAAGAUGUGCAUCCUGGACGUCAACCCCCAGGCAGUGAAGGUGCUGAGAACGGCUGAAUUUGUGCCAUAUGUGGUCUUCAUCGAAGCCCCCGACCCGGAGACGCUGCGGGCCAUGAACCGGGCAGCGCUGGAGAGCGGCGUGGCCACCAAGCAGCUGACGGAGGCCGAUGCCAAGCGGACGGUGGAGGAGAGCAGCCGCAUCCAGCGCGGUUACGGCCACUACUUCGAUCUCAGCCUGACCAACGACGACUUGGAGCGCACCUUUGGGCGGCUGCGGGAGGCCAUGGAGCGCCUGCGUGCCCAGCCCCAGUGGGUGCCCGUCAGCUGGGUCUACUAG